AUCAAUUCCACACUCACCAGUCUGAGAAAUCCAAAUCUCCAUUUUCACGAAGCAAACGAAACCCUAGGAAAUCAGAUCUCCGAUGGCUCUAGAGUGGGUGGUGCUAGGCUACGCCGCCGGCGCAGAGGCCGUGAUGGUCCUCCUCCUCACGCUCCCCGGCCUCGACGGCCUCCGCAAGGGCCUCGUGGCCGUCACGCGCAACCUCCUGAAGCCGUUCCUCUCGGUGGUGCCGUUCUGCCUCUUCCUCCUCAUGGACAUCUACUGGAAGUACGAGAACCGGCCGAACUGCGACGGCGACUCCUGCACGCCGUCGGAGCACCUCCGCCACCAGAAGUCCAUCAUGAAGAGCCAGCGCAACGCGCUUCUCAUCGCCGCCGCGCUCAUCUUCUACUGGCUGCUCUACACCGUCACUCACCUUGUGGUCCGGAUCGAGCAGCUCAACCAGCGCGUGGAGCGAUUGAAGAAGAACCAGGACUGAGUCGGAAUCGGUCUGUGUGUGUUUUCUCUGAUCUUGAAAUGUGGAUCUUGUUUCAAUGUGAAUCGGUUAAGAGAUAUUUUGUGUUUGUGUUGCGGAGAUAAUUGCGUUUUAUUAUAGUGCCUUUUGAUCAGUUUUCGGAAUUCUAGCUAUGUUAUGCUAUAGUGUUGUUCGCUAGGGUUUCGUACUCAAAUUCUGAAAUUUAAGGACUAAUUUUCAUUCUGUGACUAUGAAUGUGUGAUUUAGACCAACGAAUGUUCAUACUCGAUAAUAUUUUGCUCUUAGGCUGCU
Molecule: messenger RNA, 766 nt
Organism: Fragaria vesca subsp. vesca
Lineage: Eukaryota; Viridiplantae; Streptophyta; Magnoliopsida; Rosales; Rosaceae
Exons: 1
Coding region: 83-478 (131 amino acids)
Biological process (GO): intracellular protein transport; endoplasmic reticulum to Golgi vesicle-mediated transport
Cellular component (GO): endoplasmic reticulum; endoplasmic reticulum membrane
Source: RefSeq, a predicted model, not a curated record